This is a messenger RNA of Hemicordylus capensis (graceful crag lizard), 2763 nucleotides long. RefSeq names its product regulator of G protein signaling 9 binding protein (gene RGS9BP). Gene Ontology annotation, cellular component: photoreceptor outer segment; neuron projection. The record is from RefSeq and is a predicted model, not a curated record. NCBI's taxonomy places the organism in Eukaryota, Metazoa, Chordata, Lepidosauria, Squamata, Cordylidae. The coding region runs from base 1 to 714 and encodes 237 amino acids. The transcript has a single exon. Gene Ontology annotation, biological process: G protein-coupled receptor signaling pathway; detection of light stimulus involved in visual perception.
AUGGUGAAGGAGGAGUGCAAAGCGCUGCUGGACGCGCUCAACAAAGUGACCGCCUGCUACCGGCACAUGGUGCUGACCAUCGGCGGCACCUCGGACUCGCAGAACCUGCGGGAGGAGCUGAAGAAGACGCGGCAGAAAGCCCAGGAGCUGGCGGUGGCCAACCGCAACAAGCUCACCACGGCCUUGCGGGACAAGACGGCGAGCAAAGAGGACAAGGCGGAGUUCGAGAGGCUAUGGGUCAUCUUCUCCACCUGCCUGGAGAUCCUGGAGACCGACAUGCGGAGGGCCCUGGAGCUGGGCCAAGAGUUCCCCCUCAACGUGCCCAAAAAGCCUCUCAUCCAGACGGGGAUGAGCGGCGGCACCUCUGGGGUCGCCGCCAGGGCCAUGAGCGUCCAGAACAUGAAGUACGAGGCGGACAACAACAUCGACGUGGUGGACUUGAAGGACUUGGAGAACGAGAUCAACCAAGUGGGGGAGAUGAUGUACGAGAUGGAGAUGAAAGUCAACGUCCCGCAGUGGACGGUGGAGGCCAAGCAGGACCCCGGGGCGGAGCUGAAGUCCACCAUCAGCGUGGGCGCCUCCUCUAUUGGCAUGAUCGAGGUGGAGGAGAACAAGGCCUUUUGCGACGUGAGCAAAGUGCUCGCGGGCAUCAUUUUCACUGCCGUGCUCCUGAUCGCCAUCAUCCUGGCGGUGUGUGUUGCGAAACUCUCCUAAGGCUGGUGGAGGGCCAGAUCCAGAAGAAGACUGUUUCUUGGGAGGUGGUGAGGAGCCAGGUCUGUGCUCUCAGGUUUCUAAGGAAAAAGGAGCUAGGGGCUUGAAUCCCCCUGCUGGAGUGGGCAUGUGGCCUAUCCAGGUUAUCUGCGUGGGGUGGGGGGAUUUUGCACAUUAUGUUAGCUUGAAAAGACCAGUCGACUCAAGGUACACCUCCGCUUGCAUUUGAAACAGCGACACUCAGAAAGGCACCGUGUCUGUUCACUGGUCCCUUCAUGGUUAAUAAUAUAUGGGAAUUACAACUACCAGCCAUAGUAGGGAUUUGACUGCUAUUUAUAGAUGACUGUUCUCAGUAAUCGGAAACAAAUAUUGUUUGGGAAUAGUAGGGUCGGAUUUCGGUCCAUGUUUACAAAGUGGGUAUGAAAUGCACAGGAUUUGGGGUUGGAAGUAAAUUGGGGGGGCAUGGAAACACUUAGGCAUCCUUUCCACCUUCCUAUAUCCCUUUUAAAUCUACUUUUAUGAAGCCUGAGAAUCUGUGUGUGGAACCAAAUAGGAUAGAGACCUGAACACUUUGGAGGGAGUGGGGAUAGAGGAUCUAAAUAGCACUUCUUGGCACCACACACAAUGUGAAAAGUAUUCCAGAUGAGGGGCAGAGGGGAUAUUAAGUACCAUUUGCAGAGAUCUUAAGAAGCUCUUUCGGUCCACUGUUGCAUAACAUAUUCCAUCAUUUAUAUCCUACUGGGGGUGCUUUGCGGCAACGGUGCAGAUUCUUUGUUCAUGCCACUCGGUUUAAUUGCUGAUUUGGCUGGAGGACCAACUUGGCAGAAGGUAUGUCCCAUUCUACUCAGUAGCUCUUAACUUGCAAGUAUGUGGCAUUUACUUCUUUGAAAUCUGUUAGGGUUGCAGUCCUAUGCACACUUAUUCCCAGGUAAAUCUAACUGAACUCAAGAAGACUUCUGAGUAAAUUUGCAGAGGAUCAGGCUGUACAUCUUCUCUGGGCUUUGUGGUUUGUGCAUUGCGGCUAAACGAUGGGGUUUACUGAUCAACUCAACUGGAAUACAGCAAGAUACUAAGCGUGCCUACUCAGAAAUAACUUCUGUAAGGCUUACUGUCUGGUACAUGUGCUUAGGAUUGAAGCUCCAAGUGCAGGCCAGUUUAAAUUUUCAUAUUGGAACCUCACAAUGCAAUCCUGAGCACACUUCUAAGGAAAGUAUUUUUUUAAGUGUAGCAGAACCUUAUAAAUCAUGCAAUGUUCACUCUCUCCUGUGUUUCUGUGAUGCAAAUUGAGAGGCCUGAUCUCACGUUGACAGUCUAAGGCUUGCACAUGUGCGUCUCCUAUUACUGUUAAUGGGAUUUCUGUAUGUACCUGCAGGAAUCAAGAUUAGAACCAAUCUUAUAAUCUUGACAGGCCCAAGUACUCACACUAUUGUGACUAGUAUGGCAGUGAUUGGACUUGUCGCUGACCUGAGGCUCCUGAAACUUGAGCAUGGAAGUAUAUAAACAUUAUGGGAAAGUAGGGCAUUUCCCCCUUUUGAACAAUAUCACAAAACAAUUGAGUUUUCCAUAGGAAUAGACCAUUUUCUAAAGCAAUUCAUUAUCUUUAAGAUGCAUACUGUAGAUUUUAUAAAUUCUUUUUUUUAAAGUGGCUUUCUGAGGUACAGCCAGAAGUCUGUCUGAAAUAGCUCUUAAGCUAAAGUGCUGCAUUUUAUUCACAACAAUGGCUUGCUGAGAACAAUUUAUUCAACAUUCCGUUUUUGACUGUGCUCAAUCAUAACUACAAAGACUAUUUUUCCACUUCUCUCCUCUUCAAUGCCAAUUAUUUUUCUAAGCAUCAAAAACUAACAUGAAACCCAAUCCCAAGCAUGUUUAUUUAGAAGAAAGGCCUACUUAAUGCAGUGGGACUUACUGCCAAGUAUGUAUAAGACUGCAACCUUGGAUAGUAAGCCUAAGGACACUUUUUGGAAAUAAGCCCUAUUGAAUUCAGUAGGACUUAUUUCUAAGCAAGCAUGCUGAGGACUACACUGCACAUUUGUAUGUGCAGUGGUGUAGUGG